CAGAAUUCAGAAGCGAGCAGACACAGACCGACCACACAAACUGUAAAACCUCUCUAAAACCUACAUCCCUCUUUCUCCCUCAAUUCUAUCCCAUAAUGCACAAACCUCUCCACAUUUUACCCUCCACCAAAAUCCCCUCCAUUUUCUCUUUCCACUAUCCCUUCUGUACCCCCAAUCCCCACCAGAAGCAACUCUCCCUCCAGACCCAUGUCAGCCCAGUGAAUUCAAUCAAGACGUCGGGAUAUUUUUCCGCAAUUGGCCGGGCGAUUGAGGAGGAAGAGGAGUACCGGAAAGCCCGAGCUUCUGUUACUAGGAAGGGUAUUGAUGUGGAAGGGUAUUCCAUCGAAGGGGUUUCUAUUGGAGGCAAUGAAACUUGUGUCAUAAUUCCUGAAUUGAAGUCUGCUUUCGAUAUUGGGAGGUGUCCCAGCAGGGCUAUUCAACAAAAUUUUGUUUUCAUCACUCAUGGCCAUCUUGAUCACAUUGGUGGGCUGCCCAUGUAUGUAGCCAGUCGUGGUUUAUACAACUUAAAGCCUCCAACAGUGUUUGUACCGCCAUCAAUCAAAGAAGAUGUUGAGAAGCUGUUUGAAAUUUAUAGGGCAAUGGGCCAAGUGGAACUAAACCUUGAUUUGGUAGCACUAGAUGUUGGUGAAACAUAUGAAUUGCGGAAUGACAUUGUUGUGAGACCUUUUAGAACUCACCAUGUUAUACCAAGCCAGGGUUAUGUCAUUUACUCUGUCAGAAAGAAGCUGAAGAAGCAAUACAUUCAUCUGAAAGGCAAACAGAUUGAGAAAUUGAAGAAAUCUGGUGUUGAGAUUACAGACAUUAUAUUGUCUCCAGAGGUGUCAUUUACUGGAGAUACUACAUCAGACUACAUGCUUGAUCCACGAAAUGCGGAUGCCUUGAGGGCAAAAAUUCUCAUAACUGAGGCAACUUUCCUUGAUGAAGGGUAUAGCAUUGAGCAUGCACGAGAGCAUGGUCACACUCACAUAUUUGAGAUCAUGGAACAUGCACAGUGGAUCCGGAGCAAGGCUGUCCUAUUAACCCAUUUCUCAUCCCGCUAUAACAUAGAGGAUAUUCAUCAAGCUGUUUCAAAGCUGCAGGCUAGAGUGUCGGCAAAGGUGGUCCCUCUAAUGGAAGGUUUCAAAUCAGUGUAUUCUUAAUUAUCUUCUGUUAGCAGAUAACAUAUCUGAGGGCAGUCUAGAAUCUCGGCAAAAGUGGUUCUUGGCUUUUCUAGAAAGUUCACUGGUUCUAAAUCCUUGAGGAAUGCGUGCACAAGAUCAUGCCGAUUUGGCCCAAGUUGAGAACAGCAGUAAAUUUCAGGUUUGGAUCUGCCUCAUCUCUAGAGUUCGUAAUAGUUGCAAUCUUUCUUGAAGAUGACAUGGGCAAGAGAAAAGAAAGAGUUAUGUUGAUUUAAUUCAUAGAUGAUGAGAUGAUAAGGAAGUUAAUAUGCUUUGUUACUUGAGUCUGAGACACAUGCAUACUAAUAUUCAUAUUUAUACGAGACUAUAUAGUCUAGGAGGAAUAAUGGUCUAUAUUAUCU
Molecule: messenger RNA, 1540 nt
Organism: Rubroshorea leprosula
Lineage: Eukaryota; Viridiplantae; Streptophyta; Magnoliopsida; Malvales; Dipterocarpaceae
Source: the annotation of a GenBank genome assembly